AGGCACUUCUUUCUGGAAGGCGGAGAGUAAUGUUCAGUCUACCGACAGGCAAGCCAGCAGACCGACAAGAAGUCAGGACAUAUUCUCAUAGCACUAACAGAUGGUAAUACCACCAGUGGGUCUUCUGAAGCCCACUUUCACUCUCCUGGGUGUGAUUGCUCCUGAAUGCACAUUCAGCCUCCUAUACUGCUGGCAGUGAAGACCUGCAGAUGCACUCAACCACAGGCUUACUUUUCAACCCUGCAUCUGUCUCAACACUCACACCAAAGCUGUACCCACAGGAAGAGGAUACACAUGUUUUAUUGACAGUGCUACAGGUGGUUUGAGUUUGAGCUGCUGGUGGACUGGACGUUUUUUUUCCCUGUGUGGAGAACUGUGGCAUCUUUGAGAAAGUAUGCUGCCAAUUAUUGUGGCAUAUUUGGUAUUCAUCUUGCUGGACUCAGGCGAGGCUCAGGUGGCUAGACAGUCUCAGGGGCAGAGCCAAAGUCAGGGGCAGCAAAGCUCUGGUGCCCCUUGGAGGCAGGUAAUUCAGUGGGAGAACAAUGGCCAGUUGUUUAGUCUACUGAACAGUGGAGCUGAAUAUAUCCCUGCUGGGGCAGGAGCCCAAGACAGAGGUCCCAGGGUGGUUGUGGCAGAUGGACAUUCACGCUCUUCACGCAGACGUCAGGGAGGCAAUGUUCGCAGACAGGCUCCAUCAAGAGGUUCCUCUGAGACUGUCCGUGGGCAGGCCAGGCAUCCUUUUGGCUUUGGGCAGGUGCCUGAUAACUGGAGACAAACCUCAGGCAGUACAGGUGGUAGCCAGGUCCAGGGAUCCUCUAACACUCACUUCAGGCCAUCCACAGGCUCUUCAUCUUCAUCCUCAUCAUCCUUUUCUUCAUCUUCUUAUAAUGUACCAUCCUAUCCACAGUACCCAUUUCCUCCACAGCCUCCCUUCCAGCCAGUACCUUACGACCCUGGUUUUGUGGAGGCGCCAUAUCAGAGCUUUGAGCCUCCCUUUCAGCCUGUUGCUGGUGCAGGAUAUGGUGGUGGGCAAACCUAUACUGGGGGAGGGUACAGAGAAGGCCUGGCCCCAGUGCUCCCAGGCUCCCCUUCUGAUUUUACUGGUGAUGGCUAUCGCUACUACCAGUCUUAUAGUUUUGGGCCCAAUCCUGUGGUUCCUGCACGUGUUGGCCAACCAGCAUUUACAGAUGGUCUCGACCACAGAUACACCCACAGUCUCUACAAUGAGGACUUAGCUCCUGUCAUCCCUGUGCCUAAUGCCAACCAGGCUGCGCCCAUGACAAUUGACAGGACAGGACCAGCCAGUCAAACACCAGUCAGGAGCCCGCAAUAUGAACAGUUUCCUCCAUUUGGAAGACCCCAGCCUCCCUUCCUGCAGCCCAUUCCUCCAAGCAGAAAUUCUCCAAACUCUGCCCUUGAGAACCCUAGUACGAAUGUUGGGGGUGUGUACCGACGAGAACAGAGAGGUUUACCUGACUUAAUUCCUGAUCACAACUAUGUCCAGGCUUCCACAUACAUCCAGAGAGCCCACAUGUAUUCUCUCCGCUGUGCUGCUGAGGAAAAUUGUCUGUCAAGCUCUGCCUAUAGCCCUGAGACCACCGACUAUGAUGUAAGGGUCUUGCUGCGAUUCCCACAGAGGGUGAAGAACAAGGGAACUGCUGAUUUUAUGCCUAACAGGCCACGUCAUACCUGGGAGUGGCAUAGCUGUCAUCAGCACUACCACAGUAUGGAUGAGUUCAGCCAUUAUGAUUUACUGGAGGUCAGCACUGGCCGUAAAGUGGCAGAGGGACACAAGGCUAGCUUCUGUCUGGAGGACACCACCUGUGACUUUGGUCACCUCAAGCGUUAUGCCUGCACCGCUCACACUCAGGGUCUGAGCCCAGGGUGCUAUGAUACAUACAAUGCUGACAUUGACUGCCAAUGGAUUGAUAUCACAGAUAUCAAACCUGGAAACUACAUACUAAAGAUCCAGGUUAAUCCCAAGUUCUUGGUCCAGGAAUCAGACUUUACCAAUAAUGUAGUGAGGUGUAACAUUCACUACACAGGACGGUCUGUUACAGCAGCCAACUGCAAGAUAGCACAGUCUUGAUCAGGUGGUGGAAAGCUGCCACACUAGAGUUACCCUGAUUACUAUUCCAUUGAAAUGUGAAUGGAAUCCAUUUGUUUUGGUUCAUUGUUGAUGAUAUUUGUCUGCCUCUGCUAUUUUGUGCCAUUAUCCUGGGUCCAUGGCAAACAAGAGUACCGCUGGCACUGGUAAGAAGAUAAGAAUGUGGGGGUUUAUAGUAGACGCACACACCAUAACAUGAUGCAUAUUGCAUAUUCCAAUAAUGAACCAACAGUCUAGAUGCCUGGAUCAUAUUGCAGCUAUGCAUGCUAGAUUGCACAACUGACUUUCAAACGAGGUGUCUGUAUUUGUAACCCCCCACCCACCCACCACCACCAAAUGGUUCAGUUUGAAUUUCAAAUUUUAUUUUUUAAUUGUGCCGGUGCUGAAAUUAGUGAUUCCAGAAAAGGUUCAGCUGUAAGUCCCCAAAUACAAUUAGGGGACAGUGUCUUCCCAGGUGCAUACAUCCAUGCAGUACAGGGCCAGACAGAGAUACCCAGUGACUCAAAAGAGCUACAGUGUUUGUUUUUUCUACUGUCUUAAUGGGUCAGCCUGGAAUACUGUGAUUCUCUGGGCACAUCCUGUUUAAUGUUGUGUUAACAGCAAAAGGAAGACAGCAGGUCAUAUUUUUGCAUUUGUCAGUUCCAUCAAAUUGUAAGUCGGCAUACAGACAGUCAGUACUGGGCAUAGUACUUCUCCAUAUCCUUGCAUAUUUGUGUUGUGUCCCCAUUUGUCCUUUCUUAUUUCAGUAAAACAGAAACAGGAAGCUCAGCUGGCAGAAAGGGCGCUUUCCAGAAAACAAGACUCUCAGUAUGUAAGCUGUAUGUUUACACUGUCUUGGGGUUUCUUCUUCAAUUACCAACACUGGUCAGAUGGCACAUAUGUCAUCUAAACCUUUUGAAGAAUGUAUAUACAAAUAUUCCACUGAUGCAUGAUUUUAAUGAUGGACAUUGUUUUGUGCUUUGUUUAUCCUUUUUUGACCUGUUACUGUAAUUUGUGAAAUUCAGUGAACUUAUAUAUUUUCUUUUAUUAAUAAUCUGAUUUAUUCAAAUAGCACGUGUUGUUGGAAAACACACUACUGCUACGGACUUGGUAUUAUAAUGCAGAAUGCCAUCUCUACCUACCUCUCCAUUUGAGUGAGCUGUUGUUUCCUAUUAAGUGUUGAGUGUCCAUUGGAAAUCCCUGUGAUGGCUGUCUGUGGGCUCCUACCACUCUGUUGCAGGACACACCAAAAAAAGCAACAAACUUGAAUAAAUAUAUCAAAGUACACAUGAUCUGGGAUGCAGAUGAUGGCUUAGUAAUAUUCCAAAAAAAGUUAUAAUCCUUAGGAUUCCACUUCUGGUUGAGUUUGACGCAUGGCUACUAGCGAUAAUGGCAAGUGCCAUUUAGUACUACAGGUUCUAGGGACAGCAAACAAUCUGCUAACUUGUGUUUUGAUAAAGAAAUAAUAACUGGCUGCCUUUCAUCAUGCUAUGAGCAAGUGAUGUGAUUUUUAUGCUACACAUCUCAUGCUUUUCUCACAUUAGCAGCUGCACAAGUUGGUGAUGCAGAGUCUGUUGUAUGCAACUCUUCAUCUAUCACUGUCUCAUUCUUCUUGUUCUAUCACUUCCUGCAAGAUUUAAACUGAUGUGUGCAAAAGAAUGACCAUUGUUUGGUUUGCCUAAGUAUUCCCUGUGAUUGAUUGUAUAAUGCUAACCCCACUGACAAAAUCACUUCUAACAUGAACAGUUUAACACUUCUAACAUGAAGCAGCAAAAACAGGAAAUGUUCCUUAGACAGUACCACAAUACAGAAAUGAUAUAGUGAAAAUGGAGUAAACAGGGUGAUAUAAUUACUAACAUUAACACUGGCUAACAUGUAUGUAUCACUGCUGCAUGCAUUGUUGCCUCAGGCAUGUGAAGACAUUUUGACUAGAAGCAGAAAUUAUGAACCCUGCCCCUGAAUGUAAAUAGACUGAAUGGCUAUUGAACAAAAUUUGCUAACCACAAACAGAAACGGGGAUCUGAUUACAUGACAAUCUUAAGGAUUAUUACUUACUAUCUCUAAAUUUGAUUACUUAACCAUAGUUCACAUGUUUUUCAUGUUGUACUGUUAAUGGUCAGAUCUUUAAUUCGAUCUGAAAAUUAUUUUACGUUGGUAGCUCAUGAUUUUAUUGUUUUCCUCCUGAGAACGAUGCAACAAGGUGAUUCUGACAUUCAGUGAAAUGACAGCUCAAGAGUAGGUGACAAUUAUACAGCUUCUUUGACAUGUGGUGAUGAAAUUUGCAUUUCUCUAAAAGCAAACACCUUUUAAAAUAUCAUAUGUAAUAAAUAAAUUUACUGUACAUAUGUGCUGUGUGCUCAGAGUGGAAUGUGUAUGCUGUGCCCCACACCUACAGCAGUGAUUCACUGUGCUACAUAUGAGCCAGCAUCUGCAAGUGCAACAGAAUGCAGAGAUGCAAACAAAAUGCUGUAGAACAGAUGUGACAAGAUACUGAAAUAUCUUUCAUAAAAUAUUAGGUGUUAUAUGCUUCAUGCAUUUAAGGAUUUCUCAGGUACUGUAUGUGAUUUUGUUAAUUCAGGCAGGGAUGCAAAUGUGGCCUUUACAAAAAUAAAAUGUCCUAGCUGUUUAUAAGAUAUAACACAUAAAACACCAAACAGUGAAUUUACUGUAACAACUGCACAGUGACACUGAUGUGGUGCAUAGAUGAGACAGCUACACAGGUUUUUGUGCUGUAGUUGAGUUUAGGCACAAAUUAUGCACA
Messenger RNA from Monopterus albus (swamp eel), 4847 nucleotides. It is a transcript of the gene loxl1, whose product is annotated as lysyl oxidase-like 1. The record is from RefSeq and is a predicted model, not a curated record. NCBI's taxonomy places the organism in Eukaryota, Metazoa, Chordata, Actinopteri, Synbranchiformes, Synbranchidae. Bases 395 to 2089 code for a protein of 564 amino acids. The transcript is spliced from 7 exons. Gene Ontology annotation, biological process: peptidyl-lysine oxidation; collagen fibril organization. Gene Ontology annotation, molecular function: copper ion binding; protein-lysine 6-oxidase activity.